GUGGUACUCAUAUGAUAACAAUUGGUUAUCACGUAAAUGCCACAUAUAUAAAGAUUUCAAAUAUAGCGAUAAUACCAUUUCGGUCGAAAGUGAUUUUUCAAAACUGUGCAAAAUGCGGAUUUUAAUUUUCACGUUCUUUAUUGGGUUUAUCUACGGUGCCCCAGCUGCCCCAGAAGUUGGACUGUGUGAGGUGUGUCAUCUAUUGGUCGGGGAAGUACAAGAUCUGCUCACAACACCUCAGACCCAGGACUCAGUAUCAAGUUAUGUCACUGACGCAUGCGCAAAGUUACCAUCGGAAGAAAAGGAUGUCUGCAACAGUUUCAUGAAAUCUCAUUCGGGAAGUUUGUUUAGCAGAUUAAUAAAAGAUCUUACACCGAACGAGUUUUGCAAAGGUCUGACCGAUGUAUGUCCGGCUUACAUCGAGGAACCGGAAGUGGAACCAAUGGAAGAAGCAGACGAUCCGACUGCUAAUCCCCUGGAAUGUGAGUUGUGUAAACUGAUUGUACUGGGUAUAGACAAAAUAAUUAAGCAAAACAGAUCAUCAGCUGCCAUAAACGAUACCUUGGAAAAAUUCUGCGACUCACUCCCGGAUCAGAUCAAAGACGUGUGCAUUAAAAUUGAACCAGCUAUUUUGAAAGGACUCACUACCGGUUUCGAACCUAGUGUUGCCUGCAAGUUUGCCACAUUGUGUUCAGUGGAAGGAAAUGAAGAGCUAUCCCAGAUUCCGUGCGAUGUUUGUUACACUGCCAUGGGCGCUAUCGGAAUCAAAGAUACUGAAAGCAUUUGCGCGACACAGACAUCUUGUAUCAAGGAAUCGGAUGCACACAGACAACGGGAAGAAAACUCUAAACCGGAAGUUGAAGACACGUUAGAAUGCCAGAUCUGUAAAUUUGCAGUCCAAGCAAUUGACACAAUUGUGGGAGAAAAUAGGUCAGUCGCUAACAUCAAUCGAACGUUGGAAAAUUUGUGCAACAGUCUACCAGGAGAGCUGAAAGAUUCUUGUUUGAACGUUGAACCUGAUAUUUUAAAAGCAGUUAUCGGAGGAAUAGAUCCAUCAAAAGCCUGUGACUUCCUUAAAAUAUGCAAUGAUGAAAGAAAAGUACCACUCAGUUCUCAAUAUAUUCCCUGUGAUGUGUGCAAAGAAACAUUGGAGGCCAUUGCUGGAGAGAAAGGAGUGAGGAUAUGCUACAAGUUCAAAGAUGUAUGUGGUCUGGAAGCACCUGAGCUGGAACAGCAUGAAGAUCGUCUUGCUAUUCCACAGGAACAAUUUUCAGUUGGCGAAGAGGAAAAUGAAAACUUAAAGGAAGAUGCUAGAUGCGAGUUAUGUAAAUUCACGAUUCAACUCCUCGACGAGUCACUUGAGAAUAAUGCCACUUUGACACAAAUCAGCAAUACAUUAUAUGAAAUAUGCGCCGCCCUACCAGCCCAAUUCCAGGCGCUGUGCCCAGCAAUUAUACCACAGUUGGAGAAAGCUGUUGCCGCCGGUCUGGAUCCCACAAACACGUGCAUUGCAUCCAACUUUUGUACAGAAACUUCACGAUUGACUUCAAUUGAAGAAAUUAAGUGUGAAACGUGUGCACAGUUUGUUGAAAACCUUCCGGAUAGUACAGUCAUCAAGGUAAAGAAUGGAAUAUGCAGUGGCGCCUGUCGCACAAGAAAUCGUAGGUCGGCUGAUCAAGAAUCCCCAUUACUUUACAAGAUGAAAGAAGUUGUAAAAGCAUCAAAUCUGAAAGGGAUAACAGAAUGCGAACUAUGCAAGGUAUUUAUCCGCACCUUAGAUGGACUGGCCGGAGAGAAUGCAAGCAUUGAGACGGUUAAUAAAACAGUGUAUGAGAUAUGUACACGGCUUACAGGAAUACAGCUUCAACAAGUGUGUCUACAAGACGCACCGCAACUUGUUGUACUUCUGAAAAAUGGACUAGAUCCAGACAAGACAUGUGUAGCCGCCAAGCUUUGCAGCUCAGAUGAAAUACAAGUCAAAAUCCAGAAAAGAUCAGUUACCGAAGACAAGGAAUCUGCUCUGGUGAGUGUGAUUAAAGAAAAAGAACGCCAUAAUGUUGGCGGAGUGGCAUGUGAUAUAUGUGAAGGUGUGAUACAACUUUUGGACCAGCUGCUGGAAGAAAAUGCUACAGACGAAAAGAUCAACCAGACCUUAUAUAAUCUAUGUAGUGGCUUACCGGACGGAGGAUUCAAAGAUCUGUGCCUCCAAGAAAUUCCAACUAUAAUGGCGGCAGUAGAGCAAGGAUUUGACCCGCAGACGAUAUGUACAGACGCAGGUCUUUGUUCCGGAAGAAGUAAAGUAAGAGGCAAAGCGCAGUUGAAAAAGAAAAUUAUUCGUGAAAAAGACACCAGAACAAACAACGUGGAUUCUGCUUUGCUGAAGAUUAUUGUAACUAAACAAAAAACACAACGUAACGUGGGAGACAUAGAAUGUGACAUAUGUGAAGGUGUGAUUGAAAUAGUGGAUCAAUUUUUAGAAGAUAAUGCCACGGAUGAAAAGAUCAAUCAAACACUGUAUAACCUUUGCAGUGGCUUGCCAGAUGGAGCUAUCAAGGAUCUGUGCACACAAAACGUUGUGCCAGCUAUUAUGUCGGUAGUAGAACAAGGAUUUGAUCCAGAAAAGACAUGUAGCCUGGCUGGACUCUGUAAUGAUAACAGACAAAAGAAGAAGACACAGGAGGUGCAUAAACAAGUUAAGGAUUUCAGAAACGACAGGGAAAUCUCAAACAUUGAAAAAGACAGUCAGGAAAAUGGAAAUCUUAAAGAUCUUAAAUGCGAGGUUUGUAAAGCAGUUAUUGAGGAAAUUGAUGCCGUCUUAAAGCAGAACGCUAGCAUAGAAAAAGUCAACGAAACUAUAUAUGAAGUGUGUUCUGAGCUUCCAGGAGCCUUACAGGAUGUGUGUUUACAAGCCGCCCCACAAAUAGUUGAUGCUCUGAAGAGCGGUGUAGAUCCAACACAAGCAUGUGGCUCAAUCGGUCUUUGUUCCAGCAGUUCAGAAGCCAGCGUAACACCGGAAGAGGAAGUUGAAGAUAUAAACAAUAAUGUUGGCGACAUCAAAUGUGACAUCUGUACGCUGAUUAUACAAGGCCUGGAUGAGAUUAUAGGAAAGAACUCGAGUGAACAAAAAAUCAAUGCUACCAUAUAUAAGAUUUGCAACGACUUGCCUGGAAGUGCCAAAUCUUACUGUAUCAUACUUGCACCAGUUGUAUUGAAGGAGGUGGAAAGUGGAGUAGAUCCUACAACAGCUUGUUCAGUUAUGAAACUUUGUACCAGUACAGACAUUGAAACAGUCACUGAAAUGAUUGAAAACGGUGGGGAUGUAGAAUGUUAUAUAUGUGAGUUGAUCAUAGAAGCGCUUGAUAAUCUUGUGAGGGACAAUGCUUCAACUGCGCAAAUUAACGCUACAAUGUUCGCCCUUUGCGAUGCCCUACCUGGUGAAUUCAAACAAUUUUGUACUUCAGUCGCACCAACUAUUGUUAAAGGAAUAGAAAAUGGAGCGGACCCAAAGACGGCUUGUACUGACCUGAAACUCUGUACCAGUGCAGCAGUUGAUGAACCUGAAGAAAAAGCAUCUAAUGUUGGGGAUAUAAAAUGUGAAAUAUGUGAGUUGAUUAUACAAGGCAUCGACAGUAUUGUGGGAAAUAACGCUUCAGCAGAGAAAAUAAAUGCUACAAUCUACACCCUUUGCAGCGAUCUACCCGCCGGAGCAGCUCAGAAAUAUUGUAUAAUGGUGGCUCCUACUAUUGUAAAAGCGAUAGAAGGCGGUGUCGAUCCAGAUCAAGCUUGCGCGGCCCUUAAUCUCUGUUCGAGCUCAGUUGAUGAAUAUGAAGAGAAUACACUAAAUGUAGGGGAUAUAAAAUGUGAAAUAUGUGAGUUGAUUAUACAAGGCAUCGACAGUAUUGUGGGAAAUAACGCUUCAGCAGAGAAAAUUAAUGCUACAAUCUACACCCUUUGUAGCGAUCUACCCUCCGGAGCAGCCCAAAUAUAUUGUAUAAUGGUGGCUCCUACUAUCGUAAAGGCGAUAGAAGGCGGUGUCGAUCCAGAUCAAGCAUGUGCGGCCCUUAAUCUCUGUUCGAGCUCAGUUGAUGAACAUGAAGAAAAAACAUCAAAUGUAGGGGAUAUAAAAUGCGAAAUAUGUGAGUUGAUUAUACAAGGUAUUGACAGUAUUGUGGGAAAUAACGCUUCAGCAGAGAAAAUAAAUGCUACAAUAUACACCCUUUGUAGCGAUCUACCCUCCGGAGCAGCUCAAAAAUAUUGUAUAAUGGUGGCUCCUACUAUUGUAAAAGCGAUAGAAGGUGGUGUCGAUCCAGAUCAAGCAUGCGCGGCCCUUAAACUUUGUUCGAGCUCAGUUGAUGAACAUGAAGAAAAAACAUCAAAUGUAGGGGAUAUAAAAUGUGAAAUAUGUGAGUUGAUUAUACAAGGUAUUGACAGUAUUGUGGGAAAUAACGCUUCAGCAGAGAAAAUAAAUGCUACAAUAUACACCCUAUGUAGCGAUCUUCCCUCCGGAGCAGCUCAAAAAUAUUGUAUAAUGGUGGCUCCUACUAUUGUAAAAGCGAUAGAAGGCGGUGUCGAUCCAGAUCAAGCAUGCUCGGCCCUUAAUCUCUGUUCGAGCUCAGAGACACAGAAUAAAGUUGGAGAUAUAAAAUGCGAAAUUUGUGAGUUGGUUAUUCAUAAACUGGACGAUCUUUCUAGACAGAAUGCAUCAAAAGAAAAAAUAAACUCAACCAUUUAUCAGUUAUGUAAUGAUAUGGGAGGAACCGCUAAAACAUUUUGUAUGCUGCUAGCACCAGCUGUUGUGAAAGAAGUAGAGACGGGUGCAGAUCCGGAAACAGCAUGCAAAGAUCUUAAACUAUGCACAACCGAAGCACCCAUAAGAAACGCAAUUUCUGACGUAAGAAAAGAGCCUCUAGACUGUAAUAUAUGUGCACGGUCUCUGACAGCCGUAUAUGAGGAUAUAUCGGGCAACUAUAUGAAAGUUGAAAGGCAGUUACUUCAGAUUUGCAGCAAUUUGCCAGGUAUAUUCCAGGGCGCGUGUGAGAGUCUAGUCCAAAAUGACAACGGUAGACUGUUUAAAAAGGUUCUAGCAAACUACACACCCACUUCUCUCUGUGAAAUGGCAAAAUGUCAGGAAAGUGAAGGACCAUUGAAAAAUCAUUCAUUUUGAAAAAGUGCAAUAUAACUUCAUAUGAACCCAUUAUCUGUUUAACUGAAAACCGUCAGACAAAAUAGAAAAUUGACAUUUAAGUUAAAGAAGUAUUGUGAUAUUAGGAUACAAUAUAUUGUUGUUAACGGACACGUUUUAUGUUCUAUAGCAACAGUAAUUUAGUUGUAAAUUCUACUCUUAGUUAUGUCCAUUCGUGUUACAAAUGUAAAAUUAAUCAAAUAAAAGUGUCAUUACGUUAUUUACGUAAAUAAAAUUGUGAUUAAUGUGAAAUUUAGAUGGAAUCUUCACUCCUCUGUUCUUUAACAGCAUAUAUUUUUCUUUCAGUGUGUCUUUGUGUGAAAUUUCGCAUGCAGUUCGUAAAGAUAUGAUCAAGAUUUAAGACUCUCGAUUUAUUUAGAAACAUUCUGUUUAUUUACAUAUAAUCACACGGAGAUUUGUUUCUUUUUGUAAGAAUAAAGAAUUUGAUACUAUC
This is a messenger RNA of Mercenaria mercenaria, 5636 nucleotides long. RefSeq lists its product as uncharacterized. The coding region runs from base 113 to 5164 and encodes 1683 amino acids. The record is from RefSeq and is a predicted model, not a curated record. Gene Ontology annotation, cellular component: lysosome. Gene Ontology annotation, biological process: sphingolipid metabolic process. The transcript is spliced from 46 exons. NCBI's taxonomy places the organism in Eukaryota, Metazoa, Mollusca, Bivalvia, Venerida, Veneridae.